GAGAGGACAGGAGGAAAGAGAAAAGAGAAGACUCCUCUUUACUGCUGGCACAUCUCAACUAAGCAGCUAGUUUUCAACAGUAUCAGGAGGCUCCAAAGAGAUACCUACAAAAGAAUGAAGAAUGAGAAUAAUAAGGUGACCAUGGUGAAGAGAGUGGCAAUCAUCGGAGCUGGCGUCAGUGGCUUGGCCGCCAUCAGAUGCUGCCUGGAAGAGCAGCUGGAGCCCACCUGCUUCGAGAAGGGCAAAGAUGUUGGGGGCCUGUGGAAAUUCUCGGACCAUCCAGAGGAAGGCAGGGCCAGCAUUUACCGGUCAGUCUUUACCAACUCUUCCAAAGAGAUGACGUGUUUUCCAGACUUCCCAUGUCCUGAUGACUACCCCAACUUUAUGCACAACAGCAAACUCCAGGAAUAUAUCACUAUGUUUGCCAAAGAAAAGAACCUCCUGAGAUACAUACAAUUUAAGACUAUUGUAUCCAGUGUAAACAAACGUCCUGAUUUCUCAACCACCGGCCAAUGGGAUGUUACCACUGAAAAGGAUGGUAAAACAGAAUCAGCUAUCUUUGAUGCUGUACUGAUUUGUUCUGGACACCAUGUGUACCCCAACCUACCAAAAGAGUCCUUUCCAGGAAUAAACCUUUUUAAAGGCAAAUGUUUCCAUAGCCGAGACUAUAAAGAACCAGGAAUAUUCAAGGGGAAGCGAGUCCUGGUGAUUGGCCUGGGGAAUUCGGGCUGUGAUAUUGCCACAGAACUCAGCCACAUAGCUGGAAAGGUCAUCAUCAGCUCCAGAAGUGGCUCCUGGGUGAUAAGCCGGGUCUCGGAUGAUGGCUAUCCAUGGGACAUGAUGUCAAUCUCUCGAUUUGAAACCCUCCUCAAGAACGCCUUACCAACAGCCAUCUCUGACUGGUGGUACACGAAGCAAAUGAACGCAAGAUUCAAGCACGAGAACUAUGGCUUGAUGCCUUUACAUGGCACCCUGAGGAAAGAGCCUGUGUUCAAUGACGAACUCCCAGCUCGCAUCCUCUGUGGCACCGUGUCUGUUAAGCCUAAUGUGAAGGAGUUCACAGAGACGUCAGCCAUUUUUGAGGAUGGAACCAUGUUUGAGGCCAUUGACUGUGUCAUCUUUGCCACAGGCUACACUUACGCCUACCCCUUCCUUGAUGACUCCAUCAUCAAAAGCAGAGACAAUGAGGUCACCUUAUUUAAAGGCAUCUUCCCGCCUCCACUGGAGAAGCCAACCUUGGCUGUGAUUGGCCUUGUCCAGUCCCUUGGGGCUGCCAUCCCCAUAGCUGACCUGCAGGCCCGCUGGGCAGUACAAGUACUAAAAGGAACUUGCACUUUGCCUUCUGUCAAGGACAUGAUGAAUGAUAUUGAUCAAAAAAUGGGGAAAAAGCUCAAAUGGUUUGGCAAAAGUGACACCAUACAGACGGAUUACAUUGUUUACAUGGAUGAGCUUGCCUCCUUCAUCGGGGCAAAACCCAACAUCCUGUGGCUGUUUCUCACAGAUCCCAAGCUGGCCUUGGAGGUGUACUUUGGCCCUUGCAGCCCGUACCAGUUUAGGCUGGUGGGCCCAGGGAAGUGGCCAGGAGCCAGACAUGCCAUCCUGACCCAGUGGGACCGGUCACUGAAACCCACGACGACAAGAGCUGUUGGGAAUCCAGUGAAGCCUUGCUUAUUUUACAGCUGGUUCAGGCCCGUUGCUAUUUCUGUUGUGUCAGUUGCUAUUUUCCUUCUGUUGAUCUAAGCAUCGUUCCCUCUAAGAGUCUGGAUGUCACUGACUGCUCCUGGGAAGAAACUUCAACAGUUAAGGAUUUCACACCUCCCACUUUCCUAUUCAGCAGGCAUUAGUCAGUAAAACAGUCCUACUUCUAGACUUUUAAAUAAGCCCCUUUAAGAAUCAUGUCAAGAUCUGACGAGAACAUGGAUCAUUUAUUUCUCUUUUAGGAUCGACUAACUUUUCAUAAUUCCAUAAUACUUCCAUAACAUUUCAUAAGUAGAUAUAUGCUCUUGAUCUCUAACCUAAAUCAGCUCCUGAAACAUUGGACAUGAUUCCUUUCCUCCGUGAAACAAUGUUUGAAAUAUGUAUUUCAAACCUAAACAAAGAGCAAAUAAAGCAGAAGAGCUAAGAUAUGGUAGCCUCAGCCUGCUUCUACAAACCGUUUGCAGGCUCAAGGGGAGAAUUUGGCUAUUAUAUUCCAUUUUCGUUUUCUGCUGCAUCCUCUAGGCAAUACCUCCUGUUCCCUGGCCAAGAAACAGCAUGGAGACCCCAUCUAUCAUGAAAGUUAGCAAGAAGUAACUCAUUGUAUUUAUAUUCUCAAUAAGGAAACAAACUUUCCAACGUGUAGCAGCAAAAUAACAACAACAAAAACCAUAAUGAAUAGAGCACCAAAUAUAUCUUUUAGCUGAAUGGAAAAUCUUUUAAAAAAUUAAAUAUUUAGCCAAAAUUGUUACCAAAGUCUAAUGCUACCCUUAUAAAACCUGAUCAUGUAUAUCAUAUAGAAUAAUACAUGCUUAUAGAUUGGUGUGCCAGAGUAAAUCUAAAUUUUUGGUUUUUAAGUAUUACUACAUGAUAUAAUUAAAUUUUUGAUCAUUAAAAUUUUUUAAGUUUGAGGGGGAUGGUAUAGCUCAGUGGUAGAGUGUGUGCUUAGCAUGCAUUAGGUCCUGGGUUCAAUUCCCACUAUCUCCAAUAAAAUAAAUAAAUAAACCUAAUUACCUCCCCUCAAACAUAAAUUAAUUAAGUAAAAAUAAAUAGAAAAUUUAAAAAUUUUUUUAAGUUUGACAUUAUGGAGCAGAUAAAAAAUCUGUCCAUAUUAUCAGUCAUCAGGGGGCCCUGUAUGUUGUUAAAAUCCAUAUUUCUUACUAUAGCUUCACUUCUAAUCGAAGCCAAUAGGGCAACAAGAAGAGGAGACCAUAUUUUUCUCUAGUUCUUUCUUCUGUUUUCUUUUUUAAUUCUCUUGAUAUUUUUAUCUUUGGGUACCAGACUUAUCAUGGAUAUUGUUGCCUCCAACUUUAAAUCAUUCCCUUUUCCUAACUGUUUAAGUUAGCAAAAUAACAUUCUGCUUUCAAGGUCUUCUCACAAGAGGUGAAAUAUUCCCAAAUAUUCCCAAGUGAGACAGAACUCUUCUUGAAACAUUGUAGCCUAAAUGGAAUCAAGUAAACAAAAAUUAAAUACAUACAUAAAAUUUAUUUGUUUAGUGUUAUAAAUGCUAGUAUGCAAAAUAGAUUUAAGAUUAACAUUGAUGUGACAUAACUUCUGUUAUUCUUCCUCAUAUUAUUUAACUUUUGGUAAAUGUUCAUUGGCUUAUGAAGGAUAUAAUAUUCUUCCUAAACUGAUGCAGACAACACACUCUCUUAAUAGUUCUACUAACAUCAUCUAUUUUCAUAAUAAACUGAACUAUUACCAAUGUCUUAA
Molecule: messenger RNA, 3408 nt
Organism: Camelus dromedarius (Arabian camel)
Lineage: Eukaryota; Metazoa; Chordata; Mammalia; Artiodactyla; Camelidae
Product: flavin containing dimethylaniline monoxygenase 3
Exons: 9
Coding region: 115-1740 (541 amino acids)
Molecular function (GO): flavin adenine dinucleotide binding; NADP binding; N,N-dimethylaniline monooxygenase activity
Source: RefSeq, a predicted model, not a curated record